This is a messenger RNA of Acinonyx jubatus (cheetah), 2373 nucleotides long. RefSeq names its product leukocyte immunoglobulin like receptor A5 (gene LILRA5). Gene Ontology annotation, molecular function: inhibitory MHC class I receptor activity. Gene Ontology annotation, biological process: cytokine-mediated signaling pathway. The record is from RefSeq and is a predicted model, not a curated record. Lineage: Eukaryota; Metazoa; Chordata; Mammalia; Carnivora; Felidae.
UGACGUGACAACCCCAUGACCAGGCAGGCCAGCCCCCAAGUGGCCACACCCUGUGCUUCUGUCUGUCCUCUAAGCACCGAGGUCCCUCCCUCUGCACAGCCAGUGCCAGAGGGAGACGCCAUGACCCCCAACCUCACGGCCCUGCUUCUCCUCAGUCUGAGUGUGGGCCCCAGGACCCGAGCGCAGGCAGGGACCCUCCCCAAACCCUCCAUCUGGGCUGAGCCAGGCUCUGUGGUCCCCCGGGGUAGUGCUGUGACCAUUUGGUGUCAGGGAAUCCUGGAGGCCCAAGUGUUCUUUCUGGAUAAAGAGGAACACUCAGGGUUCUGGGAUGUUAAUUUCCCAAAGAAGCCUGGGAACACGGCCAAGUUCUCCAUCACACACAUGACAGAUAGACCUGCAGGACGGUAUCACUGUUCCUAUCGAAGCCCCGAUGGCUUGUCAGAGCGCAGUGACCCCCUGGAGCUGGUGGUGACAGGAUUCCAUGGCAAACCCUGUCUCUCAGCCCUGCCCAGCCCCAUCGUGACCUCAGGAGGGAAGGUGACCCUCCAGUGUGCCUCAUGGGAGAAAUUUGACAGGUUUGUCCUGAGGAAGGAAGGAGAACCCAGGCCCUCGUCGACCCUCGACUCCCAGCGACCCACCAGUGGGCAGUUCCAGGCGUUUCCUGUGGGCCCCGUGACCCCCAACAUCAGGUGGACAUUCAGAUGCUAUGGCUAUUUCAGCAAAACCCCCCAGAUGUGGUCCUACCCCAGUAAACCCCUGGAGCUCCUGGUCUCAGGAACUUCUGGGGGCCCCAGCCCCCCACCCACAGGACCUGGCUCCACAGAGAGUCUUGAAAAGUACCAGAAAAUUGUGAUCGGGGCCUCUGUGACCUUAAUCUUGCUGCUUGCCCUCCUCGUCCUCCUCCUCCUUCUCCGACUCUGGCACCAGAAAAAAUGCUGCAAGUCAGGUGCUCUACAUCCUGAGGCUGAGACCAGAGCCCUGCAGAAAAGCUCCGACUCCGUGGCUCCCGUCCAGGAGGAGAAGCAGGAUGCUGAGGUGAGAGAGUCCCAACCUGAGGAAGACAGACAGAUGGACAGUCGGGCUGCGGCAUCUGAAGACCCCCAGGAUGUGACCUAUGCCCAGCUGAACAGCCCGAAUCUUGAACAGGAGACAAGUGCACCCCCUUCCUCACGGGCAGGGGAGCUGUCCGCAGAGCCCAUCAUGUAUGCCACUCUGGCCAGGAAGGACGCACACCCCACACUCCAGGGAGGGGACUGCAGGAACCCCAGGACGCAGUGUGAACCCGUGAGUCAGACAAGUGAUGUGCCUCCGUGGCACGGCGCCACCUCCGUGGUGCACGGCUGCGUGGUCCUUCUGGCCAGGGCCAGAGGCAGAGACGCCAUGACCCCCACCCUCAUGGCCCUGCUCCUCCUCGGGCUGAGUGUGGAACCCAGGACCCAAGUGCAGGCAGGGACCCUCCCCACACCCUCCAUCUGGGCUGAGCCAGGCUCUGUGGUCCCUUGGGGUAGCGCUGUGACCAUUUGGUGUCAGGGGACCCUGGAGGCUGCGGAGUUCUAUCUGGAUAAAGAUGGACACUCAGUGCCCUGGGACAGACAACCCGCAGUGGAGCCCAGGGACAAGGCCAAGUUCUCCAUCAUAUACAUGACAGAGCAGUAUGCAGGCCAAUAUCACUGUUCCUAUCGGAGCCCCGCUGGCUUGUCAGAGCGCAGUGACCCCCUGGAGCUGGUGGUGACAGGUUUCCAUGCCAAACCCACUCUCUCAGCCCUGCCCAGCCCCAUGGUGACCUCAGGAGGGAAGGUGACCCUCCAGUGCACCUCAUGGACGGGAUUCCAUAGGUUCGUCCUGAUGAAGGAAGGAGAACCCAGACCCGCCUGGACCCUGGACUCCCAGCGACCCACCAGUGGACAGUUCCAGGCUCUGUUUCCUGUGGGCCCUGUGACCCCCAGGCUCAGGUGGACCUUCAGAUGCUAUGGCUAUUUCAGAAACACCCCCCACAUGUGGUCACUCUCCAGUGACCCCCUGGAGAUCCUGGUCUCAGGAGCAGCUGACACCAUCAGCCCAUCACAAAACAAGUCAGACCACAACACUGCGUCCCACCCCAAAGAUUACACAGUAGAGAAUCUCAUCCGCAUGGUCAUGGCUGGCUUGAUCCUGGUUGUCCUCGGGAUUCUGCUAUUUCAGGAUCACUACAGUCAGAGAGGAAUCCAAGAUGCAUCCAGGAGGUAAACUCAAGAGAGAACAAUGCAACGAUCAGAAUGACAGAGUCUGGGAAGCACAUCUUAUGUGCCCAGGAAUUUCUGGAAGAGUAUGUGAGGCAUGUGCUGUGGGAACUGUCAACAUUCCAUGUUGCCCAGACCAGUCCUCAUCCUCUGU